ACUAUUUAAUACUUGACUUAAAAUUUCGACCCUCGACUUCAGGAUUGACGGAAGAAAUAAGUUUGAGAGCGACUGACCACUUGAGUUUGACUCGCCAACUUGUACCGUUAUCUUACUAUAGUUGUGAAUUAAAACAACGAUGAAUUCACGUAAUGACGAACGCAAAGAAGAUAAACCUCCUUAUUCUAGGGUAUUUGUAGUUUGCACCAAAGAUUUGCGAGAAGAUGAUUUGCGCAAGUGUUUCGAGCGGUAUGGGGAGGUGGAGGACAUUUACAUGCCGAAGGAUCGCAAUACUGGUGAGUCAAGAGGCGUCGCAUACGUAAAGUACUUCAAGACGUCGUCGGCUGCCGCCGCGAUCCAAGAGCUGCACCUCACCUCUAUACCAGGGUCCAGCAAACCCAUCAAAGUUAUGAUAGCCAUUAGUAAAAGCGCAAAGAAUGAACCGCCCAUCGAGAAGUGCAACAGACUCUUCAUCAAAAUAUCCAAACAAACCACUGAAGCUGAGAUAAAACAAGAAUUUUCACAAUUUGCUGAAGUUGAACUAGUCCACAUACAAAGGGACAAGGUCACAAACGACAGCAAAGGCUUAGCUUAUGUGCAUUUUAGAUCAUUCUUAGACGCUGCAAAGGCUUUUGAGCAGUGCGAUAAAAAGUACAAGCCAGUGUUUGCUACACCAAAACAGGACCUCAAAAGGGGGAGAGAAAUGAAUGAGGUAGCAAAUCAUGAUAUCAUGUGGUCCAGUAACUCGAACUUUAGUAACAGUAGCUAUGGCAACCCUAGAGACGAAUGUGCACCACGAGAAGCAGUAGUAUCUCUAAUGAGAGUUAGCCCUCAAAACUACAAAUCUAUUUGUGCCACAUGCACUCCUAUGGUUCCUCAGAGAUAUCUAGAAAGCUUGUUCAACAUUGUGCCUGGUAUGGUCCACUGUCAAUACACUGCAGACGCUUAUGGUGGCUAUAGCAAACUCUUAGCCACAUAUGAAGAUGAAAAAGCAGCAUCAUAUGCUGUGGAAAGGAUACACAAAUUUGAAUUUCCAUCUGGUGAGAUUGUUCAUGUCAAACCUGACAACCCUUUGAGCAAAGCAGCUAAUGACUUAACUGCUAUAGUGAAUAACUUCAAAAAUGCAGUUGACGCUGGCAGUCCUGACUUAAUACAUUUAGCUGACGCUAUUGCCCAGGCUUCAUCAUUGAUUAAGGCAGCAACAUCAGUGAAAAUAGAAGGAAAUUCUGAAACUGAUAGAAAUUACUGUAGUGUCCCAUUACCUCCUCCUCAACCCAUGGCUACCUUGACAUCCAAAGUGGCACAGAGAUGUUUUAUAGUAUGCAAGCCACACCCUCCUCCGGCCCCAGUUCUAAAAGACGUAUUCAGACGUUUUGGAGACUUAAUUGAUGUGUCAACAAUCGCGAAUAAGACAUUUGGGUUUGUGAAGUAUGCCUCGGCGAGAGCUGCGCAAGAAGCAAUAACAACACUGCACGGGCAGACGGUUUGUGGUGUGCAGUUGAAGGUGAUGGAGGCCGAUGACAAACCGAGCAAGGAGGGUGAUAAAAGUAUGGACAUUGACAUGGACCAUGUGGAGACAGACCAUGAUACUGACAGGAAGAGAUUUAGACUCAAUGACCAAGACUAAUGGUUACAAAAAAUUUAACGUUGUCUAUUGUGAUAUAGACUUCAAAUGAGCUAUUCAAGACUUCAAUGUUACUGACAUCGGAGAGACUAGAGGGACUCUUUAAUAGUUCAGACUUUCAGUAUAUAUUUUUGUACUUUAGACUUUACUGAUGUUUACCAAUAAUAUUUUUUCUUGUAAAGUCACUAUAGAAUACCUUUUUUUAUACACAACAAAGAUAGAGAAAAGUAUGAGUUAUUUCUAAGUGUUUCCUGUUGUUUUAGACUUGA
Messenger RNA from Hyposmocoma kahamanoa, 1893 nucleotides. Its product is annotated as RNA-binding protein 45-like. NCBI's taxonomy places the organism in Eukaryota, Metazoa, Arthropoda, Insecta, Lepidoptera, Cosmopterigidae. Bases 140 to 1627 code for a protein of 495 amino acids. The transcript has a single exon. The record is from RefSeq and is a predicted model, not a curated record. Gene Ontology annotation, molecular function: RNA binding.